Messenger RNA from Strongylocentrotus purpuratus (purple sea urchin), 1353 nucleotides. Its product is annotated as nodal. Gene Ontology annotation, biological process: BMP signaling pathway; SMAD protein signal transduction. The record is from RefSeq and is marked provisional. Gene Ontology annotation, molecular function: cytokine activity; growth factor activity; type I activin receptor binding. Gene Ontology annotation, cellular component: extracellular region. NCBI's taxonomy places the organism in Eukaryota, Metazoa, Echinodermata, Echinoidea, Camarodonta, Strongylocentrotidae.
AUGCAUCGUUCAUCGGAUCUCCACUUGGCGGCUGUCGUCUGCUUGUUUUUUGUCACAUCAGUGAGUGCCUUUUUUGCUCCAUUCCUACAUGAGACGGCCUCAUCUCUGAGCGACGACGUCGUGGCCUCAAGUCGCACCAGACGGAAUACUCUACCUCUUAUCACACCGGACGCCCUCAUCAGCGUCGAUCAGCAUACGAACUCGUCGACGAUGUACAUGGUGGAAUUGUUUGAGUCUCUCUACACUGGACAUAAUCUUGUCAACCCAUCCAAGGAAGAAUGCCAAGCCAUUGAGGAGGCGGACACAGUACGGAACUACAUUGGUGCCAUUCAAGAUGUCAAAUCUUCUUCCGACCUUGUGAUGACAUGGGUGACCUCUUUCCCGACGUUUGACCAGCCCGCCAACGAAGCUGUCCAUCUCAGCGAGCUCCGAGUUGAACUCAAUGCCACCUCAGAGCAGUCGCAUCGUUUCGUCAUCCAACUCCACCAGUGGGUCAACGUCUCCUGCGACGACGGCAUGUGUCAGCAACGCAAGCUGAUUCAUUCAAGGGACAUCGACGCUCGCCACGACGACUUCGAUGGCAGGGAGGUGUUCGACAUCACCAAGAUCGUCAAACAGUGGAUCGCAACGACCAAAGACGCAACAUCCCCAAUGGAGUACAGCAUCGAGCUACGCGCCAAAGCACUCAUCGAAUCAGAAGCUGACCACGACAAGAAUGUUCUCAAAGCCCUUCUUGCAGCCGACAUUCAAACAGAAGAUGUCUUGGAUGAUAUCGCACUUGACUCUGACGAUGUUUCGAGCGAAGACCACGGAGCUACCAAUCAGCUCUCCGUUACUGACGUGACGCUCGUCGUCUUUUCUCGUGCCCCUACCUCUCCGAUCAUUCUCUCCGAUGCUCACGGUUCGGUGCGUACCCGUGCUCGACGAUCAACAGAUGAAGCUCGUCGCCGCAAGAAGCAGAAAGAUCUACGCAAGCUUCAACGCGACGAACACAAACACAAAAUGGACGAAAAGCUUCGCUUGGAACGAGAGCAAUCUGGGCCUUGUCGUCGAAUUGAUAUGGACGUUGAUUUCGGUCGAAUCGGCUGGGACGAAUGGAUCAUCUACCCAAAGCAGUUCAACGCCUACCGUUGCGUCGGUACGUGUAAGGGACCUCUUGACAGCCGCGACAACCCAAGCAACCACGCAGUCAUGCAGGACCUGGUUCGACUCCACCAACCCGAGAGACGGACACCUGAACCUUGCUGCGUACCAACUAUACUUCGACCACUCAGCAUGCUGUACUUCGAGGAGGGAGCAGUCUUGGUUCGACAUCACGAGAACAUGAUCGUAGAGGAGUGCGGUUGCCGGUAA